Messenger RNA from Cheilinus undulatus (humphead wrasse), 4201 nucleotides. RefSeq names its product lunapark, ER junction formation factor (gene lnpkb). NCBI's taxonomy places the organism in Eukaryota, Metazoa, Chordata, Actinopteri, Labriformes, Labridae. The record is from RefSeq and is a predicted model, not a curated record. Gene Ontology annotation, cellular component: endoplasmic reticulum tubular network. Bases 171 to 1484 code for a protein of 437 amino acids. Gene Ontology annotation, biological process: endoplasmic reticulum tubular network organization. The transcript has 16 exons.
GUCGCCUCACCGCGCCAACUCUCGCUUGGCAGCAGAAAUGUCAGUUGAGGUGGCUGUUCAUGUGUCUUGUUUGCUCUUUUUCUGAGCUAAACCGAUCCAAUGAAAGGGUAACUAACACGCCGGAAACCACAAAAUUGAGUCAAAGAGGAGGAUUAUUUUAAUCUUCAGACAUGGGGGCCCUGAUAUCCCGAUGGAAGACAAAGCCAACCACAGUUGAUCAGCUGGAGAACAUUGACAAGGAGAUCAAAGAUCUCGAGGAGUUCAGAGCCAAAAACCAACGGCUACAAAAGUUGUGGGUGGGCCGGUUGAUUCUCUACUCAUCAGUCCUUUACCUGCUGACCUCUGUGAUUGUGUACUGGCUCUACCUGCCUGAUCAAUGGCUGCAGAGACUGUCCAUGGCGCUGCCUUUCUUUAUUUACCCUGUUCUGGUGUGGUUUAUCAGAAAGCUGUUGGUAUUUCUGUUUUCAAAACGCACUGAGAGAAACAAUGAUAAACUGGAAGAUCUAAAGGCAGCAAAGAAGAAGAUUCUGGAGGAAGUGAUGGAAACGGAGACAUACAAAAACGCCAAACUCAUCCUGGAACGCUUUGACCCUGAAGCCAAAAGGAAAGCUGAGCUAGAGUCGACUCCAGUGCGUCCUCAGAUGACUCCCAGGCCAGGACAAGAGAUUCGACAAAGAGGGCCACAAAUGAGACCCAUGCCAGUGGGGUCCCCAGGUGCAAUGGCAAUGACUCCCCAGGGAGCUCGGCCCACAUUGGCACCAGGAGGUACACCUGUGGCUCCAGGAGGACCACCAGAGAGAUCAGCUUUGUCAGCUUCUGUGCUCCAGGGGGCCAUACCCAGGACCCCCUGCUCCCCUGUUCCAGGUGUAGGUUUACACCCACCAGGUCCUCCAUUAGCGAGACCCAUUCUGCCAAGAGACAGGGGAGCAGUGGACAGAGUCAUUGAGUACCUGGUAGGAGACGGACCACAGAACAGAUUUGCCCUGAUCUGCCAACAAUGUUUUUCUCACAAUGGCAUGGCUCUGAAAGAAGAAUUUGAAUAUUUAGCGUUUCGUUGUGCAUAUUGCUACUUCUUGAAUCCGGCAAGAAAGACGCGCCCUCAAGCUCCCAGGCUUCCAGAGUUCAGCUAUGAGAGGAAACUGCGGGCAGAAUCGCGUUCCCCUGGACCAUCACGGCAUUCGGGAAUAGAAACAGAGGAGAGCCCACCCCCUUCUGGAGCAAAGGCUCCGGCCCCGUGGAAUAUGGUCCACAGUUUCCGGAUCCAGCAGAGUCCAAAGAAACCUCAGAGCCGACCUCUGCCGAGUCCAGAUGAAAAAGAGCUGAUAGAAGAUGAACGACCCACUACAGAAGUAGAGAGUGAGAGCCAAUCAGAGGAGCAGCACCCACCACAACAACAGGAGGAGGAGGAUAAAGUAGUUGAGGAGGAGGAGGAAGAGGAAAUGAUGGAAGCAGAGGAGAGUGAGAAAGAAGCCAAGUCAUCGUAGUGGUGACGUGAUGUCUGAUCAUCCUGUCUGAACAAAGGGGCUUUGAUCGGCCAUGACUGACAGGUGACACUUUAAAGCAAUAUAGAUGGACAAUAUUUUCAUGAACAACAGAUCAAUCAUAUCUUUUGUCCAUGCAACCAAAAUCUCGAAUUGUUUUUGCUAUAUCUAUAAAAACACAUAGUCGAAUGUGAAUUAAAGUAACAACAUUACCCAUAAUGUUUUAACUAAAAUUGUCUGACCAUAUUGCCUAAAACUGUCGCCAACAUAUCAUGGCCUUAACAGUUACAUUGAUGAUUGUAGUUCAAAUCUUAAGUCUGUUUCUGGAUAGAGUAGUUUGCUGCUGAUAAGGCUGUUUUUGUGCUAACUGACAGAGUUAAUUCAUCAGUAUUUUUAUGAUUUAUUUAAGGUGACAGGGUUGUUUAAGGUUUGAAGUAGCUGGUUGUUGUAUGUUUUGUUGUUUUAAAGAGUUUUUAAUUUAGAUAAAAUUGCUAUAGGUUCUUAACAGUAAAAGUGGAAACAUGCUUGAAUUAUAAUUCUUGUAGUGACCUGUACCCCACACAGUGUGGUGUCUGUGUUCUCACUUUAAGAUGCAAAUUUAAGUUUCAGACAUUAAUUGGAUUCACUGUUUUGUUGGAUGGUGUGAAGAAAUUUAUUGCCAAGAAACCAUUUUAAUCCUCAAGAGUAAAGCUCUAGAUAAACAUUUAUCAUUUAAUGUGUUUACAGUUUAUCCAUUCAGGUAUGCCAUCAAAGUUGAGGCUAGUUCCCCAUUAAAACUCUCACCCUGAAGUCUUGGAUUAAUUUGUUUUACUCACAUUUUACUACGUACUGAUGGAUGUCGACAUUUUAUACCGUUGAAUUGUAACUUGAAAAGUUCUGAAGUUGUAGGCCAAAACAGGAUUCAAGAUGAUAAUGUUAUCAGUUUUUUUUCUUUUUAGGGAGGCAGCUACAGCAGAUGUGAACACAAACUGCUUCUGAUAAUUCUUGUUUUUGUUUGCUGGAGAGAAAGUUUGGUGCAGUCAUACUUUUUGUUGGCCUUCAUCUCUCAGAAGCAAACUACUUUCACUGAUAUCAAAGGCCCAGUGUGUAAGAUUUCUCAGAGUGUUGGAUGAAAUGGGAUGUGAUAUUUGUAUUUAUGUUUUCAUUGUAGGAGAAUCAAAAAACAACAAUCCUCAUGUUUGUAGGAUGCCCACAUAGUCUGUUGUUUUGCACUGCCAAAUUUGUACUGUAGCCAAUAACAGAUACACCAAGCACAGACUCUUUGAAGGUCUUAUGGGAGUGUUGUGGCUAUCACUGACACAGCUAUACAUUUGAAAAAAGUAAGGAUUACAUUCUGCAAUCUCACCACUAGCUCUAUGUAAAUCCUUUACACUUAUUAAUGUCCAAAUUAUUGCUGCAGUAACCCAGUACUUUGUGUUGUUACGAUCAGCAACCAAUAGAUAAGAAGAACGUGUUUUUUGGGGACAGCUUUUAGAAAGCAGUUUUAAAUGUGUAGAUGAAACUGACCCCUUUUACUAUUCAGUAUAACCUUCCUGCAUUGUCUGUGCCUUUCCUCAAUCAAGACAACACAAAGUCAGCAAUGAAAGUCAGAUUUUUCAGAAUAAAGUGUCUUUGAAGUUUUUUUUUUGUUUGUUUGUUUUUUAACACUGAACCUCUGUCAGCUUGUUGAUGGAAUAAGUGUUAAUGAGUUAUGCUAAGAAUCAAAGUCGGUGAACCUUUAAACAUUUGGCAGUUGGAAGAAUUAAAUGCAUAUUAAACUCAGAUCUAGUUGAUGCCAAACCUAAUUCUACAUAGGAUUAUUGUUUGCCAACUACACUGUUAAUUGAUCAUUAUCUGGCUCCUUUUGCACUGAGUUUCUCUUUUUAUUUAUUUGGCCAUAUUGUAUUUCUGAUGUUGCUGCUCUGUGUGGUGUCCAUGUUACUGUCACAACUACUUAAAAGCAGAGGCCUGGUCUGGGCUAAGUUGCCUCAAGGUUGUAUAAAGUUAGUGUUUUUGAGAAGUGUUAUCAUCUUUUUGCCUUUGUUAAUUGUAAGUGUUAAAUUUGUGCACUAAUGACAGGAACCUCCAGUAACAUGUGCUGUGUUGCUCCUGUUAGACAUUGUUUUCCAUGUAGUCUGCCCUCUGGUAGCAAAUAACAAUUUAUUUUGUUUUCAAGUGGAGCAAGAACAAAUAGAGAGGGUCUGUGCAAACUUAGAUGUUGUCUGGUCAAAGAAACAUAGCCAGGCUCAUUGGGCAAACACAUGUAGGAGUACACAGAUGACUUGUUUUAGUUUGGGAUUUUCACUAAAAACUCCUAUUUUUGUUUGUAAUUAGUUUUAACUCCUGUUUCAGACCCUGUGAUGAAUUUAAAGCUGCCUGACCCCACAGUGUGACAUUUGAAUUUUUCCUAUUUAUUCCCUUCCACCAGGCAGCUGUGUUUACAAAAUCUUUAACCAGAUGCAUCAUGAUACCUGUGCCUGCUUACUGACUUGUUUUAAUAAGGAUUUUAUCCCCUAUAAUACCUGCUGAUGAUGAAAUUGUGGCUUAAAAAUGUAGCUGUAACUUUUAAUAUUCAAAACUUCCUCCUUAGCUCUUAACUUGCCUCAAACACUGACACGUGAAAUACUUGUUUUAUCUGUAGUUUUAUUUGUCUCUGCUUGAUUUAUCACCUCUAUUUUUGCCAAUGCUGGAUGACAUUAAGUGUGUGCAUGGCACGCAGAAUAAAUUUUUUAAAAGCAAAA